CUAGCUAGCGUGACACAUAUUUCUGUUCAAAUUAAAAAUUGUUACUUUCUACGUUAGAUAGAAAUGGACCAGUACAUAGUUUUCAGGAACAAUAAACGAGUGUGUCUCAGGGAAGAAGACAUGACUGGAGAAAAACUUAGUCGCAUAUUUCAGGUCUCAACUCGUAGUUUGUACCUAACUAACGAUGCAAAUGUGGCGUUGUUUCCGGGAGCAUCUGGCGUGUUCAGCUCAUUCGACCUUACUGCAAGAGGUCAUUAUGAGGUUCACGGUGAGGACGAGGACGCCUCAUCAGCUUCAACUAAUGUUAGCACGGGCCAACGUUUCGCAUUCAUGCGAACACCUUCGACUACUGCGAGUUCAACUGUCUCAGCCUCCCCCAGAGCAGUCACUAAAACAUUUCAAAGAUCACUGUACCUGGCUGAGGUCGUUGGUGGGAGGUUGAUUCCCAGCAGAAUGGUGGUGGUCAGGUUUUUGGAAUGUGAGGCUAAUCUUCAAGGGAUCAUAGGAAAAGUACAAGAUGCCAUUGGAAGCUAUGGCCCUAUGGUACUGACUGAUGCCCAGGGUAAUGCUAUUUUGGAGUCUGAAGGAACAACCGGUUCACACUACUGGAAACAGAAUGCACGGAAGAUUCUUGCUGUGCAAGAACAGGAAUUCCAGGAGUUGCAGGGUAAAAAAAGGAGGCAACUGAGGAAAUCUUAA
Etheostoma spectabile (orangethroat darter) is the source of this 699-nucleotide messenger RNA. RefSeq lists its product as uncharacterized. The coding region runs from base 64 to 699 and encodes 211 amino acids. The record is from RefSeq and is a predicted model, not a curated record. NCBI's taxonomy places the organism in Eukaryota, Metazoa, Chordata, Actinopteri, Perciformes, Percidae. The transcript has 4 exons.